CGUAUGGUAGCUUUGGCUACUGCUGGGCGUUAUGUGGAAAGUGAAAUUAUAGAAGCUAAAAAAUAUGUAUUACAACUUUUAUUAACUAUAUCUACAUCAGAACAUUCAUUGCUUGCUUUUCUUCCUUCCAACAAUUUAGAUAAAAUUGGAGAGGAACAUUUCUUCAAUACUAUCGUUCUGGGCCAAUUACUAGGCUUACAAAAUUUGGAACGACUGACUCAUAUUGAUGAGAAUAUUGCUUCUAAAUUUAAUAAUCUAUUGACAGAAUUAUCUGGUGGUCUUUGUAACAAUAUUUUCCCAUCAGAAUUAUUUAAAAUUUCUCAACAAAAUAAUUUAUCAAUAACAAAAUUCCAACAACAACAACAAUUAAAGGAUACAGAAAUUCCUUUUAGAAUAUUUACUUUUUGGUCUUUAUUUUUACUUCAAACAGAAGAUGUUUUAAUUUUUUGUUCUUUUUCUAACGAGCCAAUAGCCCUUUCUUUAAUUUUAUCAAAAAUUUCAAAAGAAUUGGCUAAAAAAUGUAAUCAAUGGAUUCUAUAUAAAAAUAAAUUGAAAAAACUUUCUUUUAAAUUAAUUAAUUUUGCUGUUAAAUUAAUUGAUUGUGCUUACUCUAAAAAUCAAAAUAAAGCUUAUAAUGCUUUAUGCAGACCUUUACCUUCAGUUUACAAAAGAUUGACGUUGAUUCAAUUGGCUUUUGAAACAAAUGCCAAAGCCUUUAUUGCACACGAAUGUUGCCAACAUUGGAUUCAACAAUUUCUUUAUGGCCAAAUACAAAUACAAACAAUUUCCAACCGUUAUAUAAUUCCUGAUUGGAUUAAAAUUUUAUUAAGUUUUUUAUUUGUUUUUCCGUCAAUUUUUUGGAUUCGGCCAAUUAAUCAAGAAAAUUCUUCACAAAAAUCAUCUUCGGCAAAUAAACUUUUAAUAAGCCCAACAGUUGCUUUAUUAGAAGAUGGUCGUCAUCCAAGAAAUGUUCGUUCAUCUUCUGCUAACAGUAUCCACUCGAUUAGAAGUGCUCAAUUUGGUGGAGUUAUUAGUGGAAGAGAGGGAGAAGAUCGAAGAUCUAGUCCUGGAGUUUUAAUUCCUGUUGAUACUGUAAAUAUCGGAAAUGAAGGAAUUGAUGAGAAUGAUCAAAUAAAUCAGGUAAAAGGAGAGAUUUUUGACUAA
This is a messenger RNA of Meloidogyne enterolobii, 1164 nucleotides long. The record is from the annotation of a GenBank genome assembly. Lineage: Eukaryota; Metazoa; Nematoda; Chromadorea; Rhabditida; Meloidogynidae.